Messenger RNA from Salvia miltiorrhiza (redroot sage), 1070 nucleotides. RefSeq names its product YTH domain-containing protein ECT1-like. Gene Ontology annotation, molecular function: mRNA binding. Lineage: Eukaryota; Viridiplantae; Streptophyta; Magnoliopsida; Lamiales; Lamiaceae. The record is from RefSeq and is a predicted model, not a curated record. The transcript has 2 exons. The coding region runs from base 97 to 402 and encodes 101 amino acids. Gene Ontology annotation, cellular component: cytoplasm. Gene Ontology annotation, biological process: mRNA destabilization.
UGCAUACAAAGAUGCCCAGAGAAUUGGCUGCCCCAUCUUCCUCUUCUUUUCUGUCAGUAUAUAACCAUUAUUUUCUCACAUUAUAAUUAUGUUUUCAUGGCUAUUUCCCUUGUUAAUGUGUUUGGCCAGUUGUGUGGUAUGGCAGAAAUGAGUGGCCAAGUGGAUUUCCAAAGAGAUAUGGAUUUAGAUAGGAGUGGAAGCUUUCCUUUAAAGUGGCACAUCAUAAAGGAUUUGUCACACUUAAAUCCUUUUAGGGACAACAUAUUGCAGAACAAUGAGAACAUGCCAGUGAUUGACAACAGAGACAUACAAAGGAUAAGCUUCGAUAAAGGUCUGGGUUUGUUUAGCUUAUUCAAGGGCCAUACGUCGAAGACAUCCCUACUCUCCCCGGCCCAUGAGUAGGUAGAGGGCAACAAUGCAUGAGAGGAGUAAGAGUUCAUUUGAGAAUGUCAUAAGAGUUCAAUUUUUAUGAGUGUUAAAGUGAUUAAAGUGGAGUAAGAGUUUCACUUACUUUUACUAAAAAUAAAAAUAAAUAUCAAAAUAUAAGACGAACUAAAAUAGAAAUAUAGAUACUAAAAGAUAUAAAUGUGGGAGGGAGUAUAUUUUUUGACAAUUUCAACUCAAUUUUGAUAUAAACUUUUUUUUACAAUUAACACACUGUUCAUUUAAUUGAUUGCAGGGAAAUAAUUUCUUGAUUUGCCACAUUUUUUUGUUUCUCUCUUUCCGCUGCAUAUUAAUACUCCAAGAGCGUCGCUGCAUAGUUAGUCUUGCGCUCAACACGUCAGCCAGCGUCGUUGCGGCUUUUCAUGGGUGGCGCUUCCGUCGGUUUCCGCCCGACUGGGCUGAACUCUUAUGUAUUCUACGCCCUUCUCAUAAUAUUGUUGGUUGUGGGCAAGUUUUGUGCCGACGCCUUGCCGCCGCCGUCCAACACUAUUGCUUGUUGUAAGCAAGUUUUGUGCCGAUGCCGCCCUGUCGCCGUAGUUUUUGUUUUUUUAAAACUGCAGAGCAAGCGGCCUCUCUGUAUAGGUUAUGACUAUGUUUAUUUUUAAUUCAAACCUUUUCAAUUCCAA